Molecule: messenger RNA, 2748 nt
Organism: Malaclemys terrapin pileata
Lineage: Eukaryota; Metazoa; Chordata; Testudines; Emydidae
Gene: FNTA
Product: farnesyltransferase, CAAX box, alpha
Exons: 9
Coding region: 36-1127 (363 amino acids)
Biological process (GO): protein geranylgeranylation; protein farnesylation
Cellular component (GO): protein farnesyltransferase complex; CAAX-protein geranylgeranyltransferase complex; cytoplasm
Molecular function (GO): protein farnesyltransferase activity; CAAX-protein geranylgeranyltransferase activity
Source: RefSeq, a predicted model, not a curated record
GAGGAGACUCUCUAGCUAGCCCCGCUCUCCUCUCUAUGGUGUGCGGAGCUGUUCCCGGAAGCGUCCCUUCGCUCUCCCGGCUGGCGGCGAUGGCGGAGGCGGAGGGCCCGGAGGCGCGGGACGGGGAGCCGGAGCUGGAGGACGGGGAGCCCCUGGAGCCGGGCGGCUACCUGCUGUACAGGCACAGAAAAGAAUGGGCUGACAUCGAACCAGUACCUCAAAAUGAUGGGCCAAAUCCUGUGGUUCAGAUCAUCUAUAGUGAAAAAUUCAGAGAUGUCUAUGAUUACUUUCGGGCUGUUCUGCAGCGGGAUGAAAGGAGUGAAAGAGCUUUUCAGCUAACGGGGGAUGCCAUUGAACUGAAUGCUGCAAAUUACACUGUGUGGCAUUUCCGGAGAGUCCUCCUGCAUUCAUUGAAAAAGGACCUUAAUGAGGAAAUUAACUAUAUUACAGCUAUCAUUGAAGAUCAGCCAAAGAAUUACCAAGUCUGGCACCACAGACGGGUGUUGGUCGAGUGGCUGAAGGAUCCAUCUCAAGAGCUUGAGUUUAUAGCUGAAAUUCUUAACCAGGAUGCCAAGAAUUACCACGCUUGGCAGCACAGACAGUGGGUUAUUCAGGAGUUCAAGUUGUGGGAUAAUGAACUGGAGUAUGUAGACCAGCUUCUGAAAGAGGAUGUGAGAAACAACUCUGUCUGGAACCAAAGAUACUUUGUAAUUUCCAACACCACUGGCUACAACGAUCCUGCUGUUCUAGAGAGAGAAGUCCAGUACACUCUAGAAAUGAUCAAGACAGUGCCACAUAAUGAGAGUGCAUGGAACUAUCUAAAAGGGAUUCUGCAGGAUCAUGGUCUUUCCAAAUAUCAAAAUCUAUUAGAGCAACUGCUGGAUUUACAGCCAAGCCACAGUUCUCCCUAUCUGAUUGCCUUCCUUGUGGAUAUAUAUGAAGACAUGCUAGAAAACCAAUGUGACAACAAGGAAGAAACACUAAACAAAGCAUUAGAGUUAUGUGACAUUCUGGCUAACGAAAAAGACACAAUCCGAAAGGAAUAUUGGAAGUAUAUUGGAAGGUCCCUUCAGAACAAGCAUAGCACAGGCACUGAACCAGACUUGCCGACAGAUCAGCAGCAAUAACUACAAGUGGCAGAAGAUGGAGUUCCUUUAUAAGUAUCUUAGAGCUUGACACCAAGUAGGGGGGGACAAGCCAGUAUAAACUUAGAUGUACUGUUCCCCUCUGCCUGAGUGUGAUGUAACUAUGUGCACUGCACAGGUGUUGCUUUUAACAGGAACUGAGUGCGAAGUGUUCAGUAUAACACAAUUCCCUUUGGUUACCGCUGCUACUGACAAUAGCUAUAGGUAGAUCAAGUAAUUAAGUCUUAAAUUCAUUUUAGAAGUAUGCCAAAUAAAGGACUUAUUUCUUAAUAGGAAAUACAUAAUGCUCGGUUUGCUAUUUUUAAGGCACUGAAUAAAUUUCUCACACUCUAGCCUAAUCCACUCCACGCCCUCCCCCCUUCCUAAUGCAGAACUUAUAAGAUUCAUUGCAGAUAACUUGUAUGUAAUGGUUAUAAAGCAACUUAAUUUUAGUUGCUUUAAGCGGGGAAUGCAACUGUUGCCAUAGGCCAGAACAGCUCUGCAGCAGCAACACAAUUGUGCUAUUGUUGUACCCAACUAAUGCCAACAACCUGGUUUUGUAAUAAAAGUGUAGAGAUAUUUCAAGUACUCGUAUGUGUUCUAGAACGUUUCUCUCUUCUAUACACAAUGUCUUGUAGCACCAAGACAUUGCUUCCUGUCAUUAACCAUCUCUUACCAUAAAUUAAAAGACAGGCCUAGGAGGUGUACACACUCCAGCAUACGCAUGCUUUUUAGGUGUCAGUCUCUGGGUUAGGCGUUUUCAACUCCCAUGUUGCUUUAAUGUAUCUUGUGCCUUGGAAUAUUCUGAUCAGGACAGAACCGGGGAGCUUUCAUCAUACUUGACGUAAAAAGCAGCCUUGAGUUAUUUGUAUGGGAUGGCGACAGUGAUGAGUACCUUGAACUUCUCAGAGAGCCAACCAAACCCUCUCAGUAGAACAUUCAGACCCAUCUUUAUUUCAAAAUCAAAAUGUCUGGGGGUUUUUUCCCCUCCAGCUUCACCCAACCUCAGCUUUGUGGCAAACGGAGGAGCAAUUUUGCAUCCCAUAGAUCAAAACAAAUGUAAUCAACAGUAUAGCUCUUACCUUAACUAAAUCUGGAUAGGCUGAAGAAAUGUUCUUGUUGGUGGCCUUCCUGCAGAAAAAUACCCAGACCUGUUCCUCCUUUACCCUUCCUUCACACUUACAUUUCACCCCUUUAAAACAACCACUCCCCUAUAGUGCAGCUAGAGUGCAGAACAGCUAAAGAUUUGUGUAUUUGUUUAGAGGGAUCUAAAAUCUGUCUUACUUUUCACUAAUUGUUCUGUUUGCAAUAGUAAAACAAUGAGUUAACACCAGAUGUAUAUCCGAUGGAGGCCUUGUGUGGCAUGAAAUCAGUGAAACACAUACUGUACCUCACAGAUAGGCACAGGUAUCCAAAUAACGAUUGCUAUUUCUCCUGUAACUUAAACAUGUUACAUGCUAAAAAUUGUUUACUUUAUAUUAUAGGUGUGUUGAAGUUGCUGCCAGAGAUAGACUGCAUUGAAAUUUACAUUUGUGAGACAAAAUUUGUUCUACGAUUUUAUUAAAUUUAUAGUCUCCAAAUUUGAGAGUUCUUUAGGGUGCAAUAAACUUACUUUUAAAUUUUA